UAGGAAUAAAAUGGAGACUGGAUCGAGACACAAGAGCAAAUACAAGUACCUUGAUGGUAAACCAUUCAAAGAGAAGUUCACUAACCUUCUUGUACCAAAUGCCACUGACAGUAAAUUCGUGGAUACAAACGGAUUCUUCACUGCUAUGCCUUGGAAAGCCAAAGGAGGUGGUCAACUAGCUAUUAUGAAAGUAGAUGAUUACAAAAAGUUCCAUAUCAAUGAUCCUAUGCUUAAGGGGCACUUGGCACCCAUCUCAGCAUUUGAGUUCAACCCAUUUGUUGAUACAUUCCUCGCGACAGCUUCUGAAGAUGGUACUUCUAUGUUGUGGAAUAUACCAAUUGAAGGUCUAACAGAGGAUUUGAAGGAGCCAAACGCUACAUUGUAUGGGCAUAGCAAGAAGAUUACCCACCUCACCUUCAAUCCUACAGCCAGCAAUGUUAUGCUGACUGCCUCCUUCGACAAAGACAUUAGGAUAUGGGAUGUUAGCACUGCUAAAGAAGCAUUACACAUACCAGAUGUGAUUGGACAACCAACAUCUAUCGAAUGGAAUUACGAUGGAUCCUUGGUGGCUGCAGCAAAUAAAAAUAAGUCUCUCUAUAUCUUAGACCCAAGAGACCCAAGUGGAGAGACUCAUGUGGACAAAGCUCAUAAUGGACCAAAGCAACUCAAGGUUUGCUGGCUUGGCUCAAGCAACAAGCUUCUCACUACAGGAACCAACAAGCAGAUGUUCAAAGAAUUAGGAGUUUGGGAUACCAGAGAUCUCUCCAGCCCCUUAAAAAUUAAGAAGGAUGACAAGAUUCUAGAAGUAGUUGAACCCUUCUUCGACGAUGACAAAAACCUUGUCUUCACUGCCACCAAAGGAGAGAGAAGAGUCAACAUGUGGGAGCUCGCUGAUGAUGACGAAGUCAUUCACAAGAUCAGCUCUUGGACAGGAGAGGGAUGCCAUAGAGGAUUCAACCUUUUCCCUAAAAGAUUUGUUGAUGUCUAUUCUUCAGAGUUUGUCAGAGCAGUUAGACUUACAGAAGACUCAUGUGAAUACGUAUCAUUCGGACUCCCAUCUAAGCAAGGAGCAUUCGUCUCUUCCCUAUAUGGACAGUGCAGUAGCGGAAACAACACAUGUGACAUUGCAGACUGGAAAGAAGGUAAAAGUGCAGCCCCAGAUCUUGUCGAUAUCAACCCAGACCUUCUAAGUUCACUCCAGCUCAGAACAUCAGAUGGAGUCAUUGUGAGCACAAAUGAUGAAGAAGAGGAAAAAGAUGAAGUUGCUGAUCUUGCACCAACUGAAAGCACAGAGGACAACAAAGCAAACUAUCUCAGAAAAAUCACAAAGUUAGAAAACAGACUCAGAGAAGUAGAAGAAGCUCCAAAGGAAGAUUCUGAAGAAGUCAAAAAGCUCAGACAAGAUAAUGAAGAUCUCCAAGACAAAAUCGAUGAGCUAGAAUCUAGAAUUAGUGAUAUGGAUGAUUCUCAUAAGCAAAGAGAGGAAGAGCUACAAAAGAUUAUUCAAGAGAAGGAGGAUGAAAUUCAGAGACUUCUUCAAAACCAGACUCAAGCAACAUAUCAAGCUAAUGAUACAUAUCAGUCGAAUGAGGUUCCCCAGACUACUGAUUCAUAUCAAGCACAGGAUCAUCAUCAAGAGCUACAGGAUCACCAUCAAGAGCUGCAGGAUCACCACCAAGAGCAACAGGAUCACCAUCAAGAGCUGCAGGAUCACCAUCAAGAGCAACAGGAUUACAAUGCUGAAGGAGACAACUAUGCUGGUCAGCCAGCUCAAGAGACUUACAAUGAACAGCCAUACGAUGCCCCAGUUCCUUCUGACCCAAAAGAUGAUUCAGAUGAUAACGAGUUUGAUUAACCUCCAUCAUGCCUUCCAAAUAAAUAUUAUCAGGAAUUUC
Molecule: messenger RNA, 1895 nt
Organism: Moneuplotes crassus
Lineage: Eukaryota; Ciliophora; Spirotrichea; Euplotida; Euplotidae
Source: the annotation of a GenBank genome assembly